AUGCAGCCGGAGAUCAGCGAGCUGAUAGUGCUCCAGAUCAUACACACGCUGCUGGUGUUGCAGAGCCCGAGCUCAGGCAGCGUUGGCGUCAUUAGCGGGAAGGUAUCGCUCGUACGACUCACCAACGAGAUACAGAACAACGUGCUGGUGAACCAGAUGGUCGAACGCGGGGAGGACAAACUAGACAUCAACGACAUCCUGGUGGUGGUCAAGCGGGUGUUUCCGAACCAACGCAUCUCUCUGGUCGACGGACAGCUGAGCUUCCACAACCUGCAGCUCACCGAACUGCAGAACGGGAUCCGGGAGAGGCUCCACAGGUUCUGCCACGCGCAGCAGGCCGCGAUAGCACGCCUGGAGGACGACAUACUGAACCCGCAGCGAAGAACUGCCGCCGGCGGCGCCGGCGGUGGCACGAACGUCGACCCGAAGCGAGAGAAGCUGCUGCAGCUCUACCGCGACACCGUGCUGAACAAACUGCAGGCCAAGAGCGGCGGCAAGAUGGAUCUUCAGACCCUCUACGAGACACUCAACGCCAGCGGCGCGCUCGACAGCGCCGUCAGACAGGUCAUCGAGAUCGACCGAAUAAAGAACGACACGCCCAGCAGCGUCCACGAUCUGCAACUGGUGAUACAGAAAAGCAUAUGCGACGGUGUAAUGAGCUGCGAGACCGACACCGACACCUGGCUCGCCGCCAGACAGCUGCAGGCGCACUUCGACGACACCGUCCAGUUCAUGAGAAGAGCGCUCGAGUAG
Molecule: messenger RNA, 753 nt
Organism: Torulaspora globosa
Lineage: Eukaryota; Fungi; Ascomycota; Saccharomycetes; Saccharomycetales; Saccharomycetaceae
Gene: EAF5
Product: Eaf5p
Exons: 1
Coding region: 1-753 (250 amino acids)
Source: RefSeq, a predicted model, not a curated record